CUGCCAUACCAACCAUGCCCGCAAGCACAUUGCCGUUACCGCCCGCCCACGCCUCGAAAAGGAAGACGAAGAAGAGGAGGAGGAAGGAAAAAAGUGAGAGCCCUUUCUACAGGCUUGGGUUAUAUAGCCUCCAGGAAGCCUUCUCCCUUUUGUUCGGCUGAUCUCCUUCUUUCUUGAUUUUGUCGUCACCGCUACCACACGCUCCCACCAACCCACCCAACCAACCAACCAAAUAGUCCACACAGCAAAAGACCUUUCUUCUGCCAGCUAGCAAGCUUGUCUGCUUAUUAGUUCAUUCAACAGCACCACCACCACCCAACAGCGUUUAUAAAUAUCGAUCGACAAUUCGGUGAUAAAUUUAACAUAGCAGAGAAGAAGAAAGCAUGCCUGCGCAGGAGUCCAUUCCCCCAGCGGCCAAUGUCCUGGGGACCAUAGGGACGGUGCUCUGGUGCAUCCAGUUGAUUCCGCAGAUAUGGUUCAAUUAUAGGAAUAAGUCGACGGAGGGAUUGCCAGGGAUAAUGAUGUUGGUCUGGGGUUUUGCCGGAGUUCCAUUCGGAGCUUACGCAGUUAUUCAGAACCUCAACAUCCCCAUCCAAAUACAACCCCAAGUCUUUGCCUCCCUCUCCCUAAUCUCCUGGGCGCAAUGCCUUCACUACUCCUCCGGCUGGGCCGUCUGGUCCUCCAGCCUGAUAGCCCUCGCGGUGGCCAUUGCCUGUGCGGGCACCGAAGUCGCGCUGAUCCUCACCCUGCAGCCAAUCUACGACCGCGGCACCGAGUGGCCCAUGUUAGUCGUUGGCAUUAUAGCAUCAAUACUGCUGGCUGCAGGCUUGAUUCCGCCCUAUUUCGAGAUCUGGAAGAGGCGGGGGAGGGUUGUUGGGAUUGAUUUCGUCUUCUUGUCGAUAGACUGGCUUGGAGCGCUCUUCUCCAUCAUGAGCCUCGUCGCGCAAAAUACCUUCGAUUACCUCGGUGGGGUGCUAUACCUCGUCGUCAUCCUCCUCGAAUCCGGGAUAUUCAUCUCGCACUGGGUAUGGCUAUUCCGCACUCGGAAGCAGCGCAAGGCGGAGAAGGAGGCAGGUGCUAUCUCGACGGUAGCAACAGCGUUGUCUGAAUCCGUCGGCGAGAAACCCCACGGCAGCGAUAUGGCGAGCACUGCUGGUAGUAAUAAUCAAGAAGUGGAACUAAAACAGGACGUCUAG
Tuber melanosporum (Perigord truffle) is the source of this 1196-nucleotide messenger RNA. RefSeq lists its product as uncharacterized. The transcript has 4 exons. Bases 384 to 1196 code for a protein of 270 amino acids. Lineage: Eukaryota; Fungi; Ascomycota; Pezizomycetes; Pezizales; Tuberaceae. The record is from RefSeq and is a predicted model, not a curated record.